AUGCCCAGAAGCAAGAUCGGCGCCACGCCUCAGGCCGUCGCUGCCCUCAACGACCAGCCAUACCUGUUCACCAUCCUCAUCGUCGUGCUCCUCAUCCUUAUCCUUGAAGGCGUCUUCAUCUGGUACAUUCACUUCGCCACAAUGAAGCCCGAGCAGAAGAAAAAGAAGGAGAAAAAGGGAGCCAACGGCGGAGCCAAGGGCGGGGCUAAGAAGUAA
Messenger RNA from Diaporthe batatas, 216 nucleotides. RefSeq lists its product as uncharacterized. Bases 1 to 216 code for a protein of 71 amino acids. The record is from RefSeq and is a predicted model, not a curated record. Lineage: Eukaryota; Fungi; Ascomycota; Sordariomycetes; Diaporthales; Diaporthaceae. The transcript has 2 exons.